Messenger RNA from Porites lobata, 1256 nucleotides. Lineage: Eukaryota; Metazoa; Cnidaria; Anthozoa; Scleractinia; Poritidae. The record is from the annotation of a GenBank genome assembly.
AUGGACAAGUCGUCUGCUUCUGUGGCCGCUCCUGUGCGCCAAUCGACCGAUGUUGGCGGAUCCACCGCUUCUGCUCAGGCUGGCCCGUCUUCUGGCAUUUCUCUGCCCCCCGAGAUCGUGGCUUUGAUCGCUCAAUCUGUGCAAGCUUCUAUGGUGGCCAAGUGGGCCAAAACUUCAUCUUUGCCUACAACAUCCUUUACUUUACUUUUGGCUGAUCAACCGUUUGUUGUUGGACCCGGCAUUUCCCUGGUUCUGGUGAAACUUGUUUUUCAGAUCGUGGCCGGCAAGCACAUUGAUCUGUGCGAUCUGCUACCCAUGAACAUGCAGGUUAAAGAACCCGAGUUGCAGUUUCUCUUCCACAAUUGUCUGGUGUUGACGUCGCAGCCUAAGAAAUCACAGUCAAGAAUUGAGGAUAUCGCUGUGUGGACCGAAGUGUUCAGAGUCUUCUCCUUCAUUUUGGUGUCGCACUUCCCUCACCACUGGAGGGACCUUUUGUAAUACCAGGUUCUCAUCCUUCGUACGCAUCGGCAUUUUAGCGGCCCUGUUUGGCUGGCCUAUGACCGGGCCUUUUGUGAGCAUAAGGCGGCCACACAGCUCACGGACUGGUCGUGAAUGAACUCUCAAUUGUUUAAUUUUCACGCAGCGGGAGCCUCCAUUCAUUCGCCUUCAUCUAACUAUUCUCCUGAUUGGGAACCAACUGGUUCUUCAGAAAGUAUUGUGAUCUGUAGGUCUUGGAACAGGAAGCAUUGCACUUCACCUCUCUCCAUCUGCCGCUCUGAGCUACUCCUGUUCUGGUUCACAUUGUGCAGCGGUUUUUCCAACCCCAUGUCUCAAGCAUCUGCGGGAGGAUGGAAAAAAGUAUUCUUCGUUCCCUUCAGCUGUGAGUUCCUCCCGAAGCAAGGUCUAGUUGUUUUUUGCCCCCAACCCUCCCUCCUCUCUGGAUGCUUUUCUUGGUAAGUAUCUGCACCUUUUUCCACUGAGUUUCUCAGUGUGACAGUGCCUGGUGGGUGCCACUCACACGGUUGUCAUGGUUACCUUCUAGGCCCGCUUGCAGCCCCUUCUAUUUUACCAGGCACCUUUCCUACACCCAUCUAUUGUUGAUGGGUUUAAAUAUAUAGUAUUUCAUUGCAUUAUUGUAAUCCAGGCCCGAAAUAAGAAUUUUUAAACUAUUAUGGUGUUAUUCUUUUUUUAUCACUCCUGUGACAAAACAUAAUUCACCUUCAGAGGGUAAUUUGUGAUUCUUAAUAGACAACUGA